AUGGCAGGCGCCGAAAAAAAGGCAGCGGUGCUUCUUCUUGUGCGGCAGCUGCUGGCGCGCCAAGAGGGCGAUGCCAACGGCAAAUCCACACAUCCGCUGCCUGAAACUUACGAGGAGCUCGGGGAUGGGGCGUUUCUGUACCGCAUUCUCUCCCGCAUAUCACCAGAGACCUUCCCGGAUGCCCUCGAGAUUGCCGAACAGGCGCCGUCGAGUCGACAGAACUGGGUGGUGCGGAAAGGGAACCUCGUGGCCCUUGUGAAGCAUAUGGACGAUUAUGCCCAUCAAUUUCUCGGUGCACCGGACACCUUGAAUCUCAUGCUCACGAUCCGGCCGGCGGACAUCGCAACCGCACCAGCAUUGAGUGGGGAGUUGAAGGCGCCGUUGACAUACGACAUUGGCGUGGAUCGUCUGAUGGAAUUGACAGACAUUUUUCUCGUCAUGGUUGUGCUCAGCGGUGAUCCUGUCGUGCUGCAGGCGUUGAAGUCGCUCCCGCACGCGGAUCAACUGGCGUUGUCCAACGCAGCGAAGGCAUGUAUCACCAAAUACGCGCUACGUCCCCGGCGGCGUCAUGAGACACCGACGUUGGGGGACUCUGCUGCCUCCAGUCAGUAUCGCAGCGUCACAAGAAGGCGUGGUGACGCUUCUUCGCACGCUGGCAUACGAUCUGCUUUGGCAGCUGAUGAAGCGGCCUUCACUCAAGAAAUCGCACGGCUUCGCCGUGAGCUAGAGGACGCGAAUGCCAAGGUGGUGGAACUUGACGCCAAGCUUCACCUUACCCUCUCAGAGAAGCAGGAGUGGGAAUCCAAGUACAAGAAGCUGCUUGCGGAGGCCGAGCUCGGACGCACGGCCGCUGCCGGGGAAGACCAUUUGCGGCAGCUCUUAGCAAAAAAGGAGGCAGUUGUCCAGAAGCUCACGGCAACUAUUGAGGAGAACCACAAACGUAUUUCGGCUUUCAAGGAGGCUACUGCGGCGCAGGAGACGGCGUUAGGUUCGUUUAAGCGCAAACUUAGGCGCACAGAGGAGGAAUUGAUGAAGAAAAAUGUGGAAAGGCGGGAGGCUUUGGAUAAGCUUAGUGUGGUUGAAGAAAGUUUGGCUGCCCAGAGGAAAACCCAAACCGAACUGGAGCGGCAACUGGAGGAAGUACGCACGGAGUUGGCUCUUUCGAAGGCUGAGUGUUCUACUGGCGUGGACCAUGCUGAGGUCUGCUCGAACCGUUCAUUUGGUUCAGUGAACUCCAUGGAUCGCGUGGUACAGCUUGAAAACGAACUGGAUGAGGCAAGAAGUCAAAAGGAGGCGGCUGAGCGAUUGCUGCAUGUUCUUCAGCGGCAAGUUGCAUCACUGCCGACUGAGGAAUUUAAAUCCUCUGCUGCCCUAGACGCCCUAAAGGCCCAGUUGCGACAGGUCGAAAAGGAGAAGGGAGACUUGCGUAGCCAACUAGCUGCCACUAUCGCGAAGUUGGAAUAUGCACAGAGUAACCGGAGAAGGCGCGGCAGCGCAAGUGCUAUUGACAGUGAGACAGAGAGCCUGUUGGCAGGAGGAAAGGUCCGUGGAAGGGAAGGAGAGAGUUUGCCUGAGCAGGACGCGACGGAUGUAGUUGGCCAGCACCCUCGUCCAUGCGGCAACCAAGAUGGGAUGUGUCGGGAGAGGACCUUACUUGGCUCCACCCUGCUGCUGCUUGGCUAUCGCAACUUGAUGCUGCAGCAGCGGGCCAUGCUGACGAACAGCGGAGCUUUCACGGUUUCUGCUGAGGAAGCAGAAAGCAGAAGUGGGGAUGUAAGAACCACAGGGUCUUUCUUGACACGUCAUCGGCACGAAGUAGAGCAAGGCCUCUUAGCGUCUGUCCUGAACCGCGGCGGCUGA
Messenger RNA from Trypanosoma conorhini, 1860 nucleotides. RefSeq lists its product as uncharacterized. The transcript has a single exon. Bases 1 to 1860 code for a protein of 619 amino acids. Lineage: Eukaryota; Euglenozoa; Kinetoplastea; Trypanosomatida; Trypanosomatidae. The record is from RefSeq and is a predicted model, not a curated record.